UGGGGUCAGUGAGUCUAUGGGUCUGGGGUCUAUGGAUGUGAAGGUCUAAGGGUCUGGGGUCAGUGAGUCUAAGGGUCUGGGGUCUGUGGAUGUGAAGGUCUAAGGGUCUGGGGUCUCAGGGCUCUGAGCAGCACUGGAUAAUCUGGUCUAAUCUGAUGAAGGUGACACAGGAAGUGAUGGGCGUCCGCUUAAUCUGGAACAGAGGUGUUUCACUAUGAUGCGUUCACAGGUCUGUUUCCUGCCAUGGUAAAUCUAAGCUCUGCGUUCAACUGCCAAAUCACGUUUACCACAUGUUAUCAUGUUCUGCUUUACUGUCCUUAAUAUGACACAGAGAGAAGGAUCUGAUACUGAACCCUGAAAAGUUCACGUACAGCACGCCGUGUUUUACCAAGAACUUCUGGAGACGGAUGUUUAUUUAUUUUAGUUUCAAUAUCUCAAGAAAACAAAACCGAUGGAGAGAGUCAGAAAUUUCAUUUAUCUAUUAAUACCAUCAAUUGUUAUUUUUAUUCUUUACCACUUGGUGGCGGUAAUGCCCCAUUACGUUGUUUGCCAACGGCCAACAAAACUCCGAGAAGAAGAAGAAAAAGAAAAAGAAGAAGAAGAAAAAGAAGAAGAAGAAGAAGCAGAAGAAGAAGCACAAGACGUGGCGAGUCCAACACGCAGAGAGGAGACAUGAUGGACCGGGACCAGAGCAAGACCCGGAUCAAAGAGGAGAAUCAGGACCCGGAUUUCAUGGACCAGGUCCGAAUCAAAGAGGAGAACCAGGACCCAGAUUUUAUCCAUCAGACCGGGAUUAAAGAGGAGGACCAGGACCCGGAUUUGAUGGACCAGAUCCAAAUCAAAGAGGAGAACCAGGACCAGGAUUUGAACGACCAGAUCCAAAUGAAAGAGGAGAACCAGGACCAGGAUUUGAUCCAAGAGACCGGGAUUAAAGAGGAGAGCCAGGACCCGGAUUCCAUGGAGCAGAUCCAAAUCAAGGAGGAGAACCAGGACCUGGAUUUCACCGAGCAGACCGGGAUUAAAGAGGAGAGCCAGGACCCGUACUUCACCGAUCAGGACCACUUCAACAUCGUGAUCAAGGAGGAGGACCAGGACCCGGAGUUCACCGAGCAGCCCGGGCUGGAGGAGGAGAACCAGGACCCGGAGCAGCGGAGCACCGAGCCCGCGGGUCCCACGGGUCUGCAGACACGGCGACGCGUCGAGAGUCAUCAGGCCGCUCACGCCAAAGAGCGGAAGUACAGCUGCGAAGAGUGCGGCAACGGCUUCAUCACCGCGCACCACCUGAAAAUCCACCAGCGCGUCCACACGGGGGAGAAACCGUACAGCUGCGACCAGUGCGGGAAGGCGUUCACCGACUCGUUCCGGUUGAAGACCCACCAGCGCGUUCACACCGGCGAGCGGCCGUACAGCUGCGACCAGUGCGGCGCCGCGUUCAGCCGGUCGUGCUACCUGCAGAUCCACCAGCGCAUCCACACGGGGGAGAAACCGUACAGCUGCGACCAGUGCGGGAAGGCGUUUGCGACCUCCAGCAAGCUGACGGUCCACCGGCGGAUCCACACCGGGGAGAGGCCGUACGGCUGCGAGCUGUGCGGGAAGGCGUUUGCGAUACCGAGCAGUUUGAAGAGUCACCAGCGCAUUCACACGGGGGAGAAACCGUACAUCUGCGGCGAGUGCGGCAAAGGUUUCAGCCGGUCCAGCGUCCUGAAGAUCCACCAACGUGCCCACAACACUUAGAGAGAUCUCCUGUCCCGAGAGAACCCCCACAGCUGCCACAAGUGCCACCAGACGUUUACGACCGCGAGCAAUUUGAGGAUCCACCAGCACGUUCACACCGGAGAGAAGCGCUACGGCUGCGGCGAGUGCGGGAAGAGGUUCGCGACCUCCAGCAGCCUGCAGAUCCACCAGCGCGUCCACACCGGCGACAAGCCGCACGUCUGCGACCAGUGCGGGAAGGGUUUCUCCCGGGCGUACCACCUGAAAAGACACCAGCACAUUCACACGGGGGCGAAGCCGCACGCCUGCGAGCAGUGCGGGAAGGCGUUCGUCGAGCUCGCCUACCUGCGGGAGCAUCAGCUCGUCCACACCGGCGAGCGGGCGUUUGGCUGCGAGCAGUGCGGCGCGGCGUUCGGCACGUCGCGCUACCUGAACCUUCACCUGCGCCUCCACGCCGGGCAGAAGCCGUACGCCUGCGACGUGUGCGAGAAGGCGUUCGCCCACCUGAGCAGCCUGACGACCCACCGGCGCGUUCACACGGGAGACAAGCCGUACGGCUGCGACGAGUGCGGCGUCUUCUUCGCGCGACUGGGGAAUCUGAAGAGCCACCGGCGACGCCACGCCCGCGGGGAACGACACCGCUGUGACCGGUGCGACGAGGUCUUCAGGAGCCAGCGCAAACUGCAGAUCCACCAGCGAGGUCACGCAGACUAACGCGAGGGGAACGUCCGUCAGUCACGAGCGUUGCUGCCGUGGUCCCAACUUUAUCUACAGUCUGUGCUUCAAACAGAGACAAAAUCAAACUGUUUCCAACACCAGACACGGUUCAACAGAUCGAAUCCUUCGUCGACUCUGGACGUUUUUCCCGCCGUCUGAGCCGAAAUGAGAUUUUUUUUUAAAAUUUAACUGCUGGUGCUUUCAUUUUUGGAGGAAGUAAAACUUUUAUGACUUUUAUUUUGUCGGUUUUUAUGUGUCCUCAAUAAAUCUGUGAAAACGAA
Molecule: messenger RNA, 2711 nt
Organism: Scophthalmus maximus (turbot)
Lineage: Eukaryota; Metazoa; Chordata; Actinopteri; Pleuronectiformes; Scophthalmidae
Product: zinc finger protein ZFP2-like
Exons: 3
Source: RefSeq, a predicted model, not a curated record